Adineta steineri is the source of this 1551-nucleotide messenger RNA. NCBI's taxonomy places the organism in Eukaryota, Metazoa, Rotifera, Eurotatoria, Adinetida, Adinetidae. The record is from the annotation of a GenBank genome assembly.
AUGGAAAACGUAAGUUUAGCUAGUGAAGAAUAUCAUAAGCAAUCAAAAGUUAAACAAUUAUCCGAUAAUAUUAGUCAAAAAACACUUUCGUCUACAAUACGUAUUCCUCCUAUGUCAGACUUAGCUUUAAAACGAUGGUGUGAUGCUCGUGAUGCAUAUCUUGGUCAAGAACAUCCAUAUGUACAACCAAUUCAAAAAAAGAUUAAGACAAAAAAUAAUGAAGAAACUAUAUCAGUUUUUACACUUGAACCGGAUAUUCAACAUCUUUCACCUUCAAAGCAACAAACUCAAAUUAUACAUGAUCAUUUUGAUGAUAAAUGUGUCGGAACAGAAAUCAAUAGUCCCACAUUAUUUAAAACCGAUAUUGAACAAAUGGAUCAAGGUAUACAAGUAGAUUUACCACCUCCACAAUUUGAAUUACAUCAUGAAUAUGAUACAAGUAUGGUAGAUGGUGAAAAGAAACAGGAAAAUUUCUCAUUGAAACAAAAACCUAUUGAAUACAGUGACAAAGCCAUUGAAACAGAUCCAGUUUUGAAUAUCGAAAGUGUUAAUAAUCAAAGUCGAUCAUUUAAUGAUCUAAUGAUUGAUAAAAAAGAUGAUAAUGAUGAUGAUGAUAUGAAAACAAUUCUUUCAUCAACUGAAUCAAAUACAUCGGUUUCUGAACAACUUCAAAGGUUAAAAUUUCGUUUCAAACGAUUAUCGAAAGAACGUCGUUUAUUAAGUUGUAUUUUGAUACUUUAUAUUAUUAUUAUGUGUGCUUUACUAGUAGUUAUAUUUUAUCUUCUAUGGGCAUUUCAAGGACGAUCAUUGAUUUUAUAUCGAGGCGUAAUCAAAACUAAUACUGCUAUUAUUAAUGGAAUUACUCAAUAUGGUGAAUCAUGUAAUGUUGAUAAUGAUUGUAAACGACCAUUUAUAUGCUAUAAGAAAAGUUCUUCAUCAUCAUCAGGUACUUGCCGAUGUCCAUUAAAAUAUGAUUUAGUUAAUAAUCAAUGCAUUGGUGAUCUCAAUGCAUUAUGUACGAAAGAUACAGAUUGUCAACGAUAUAUGCUUUGUUCAGGUAUGGAAGAUAGAACACGACGUUGUCAUUGUCAACCAAUGUAUGAUUAUGAUAUUGAACGAAAACAAUGUCGUGGUGAUUAUGAUGCUUCUUGUCAAAGUAAUAUUGAUUGUCGAGCUAAUUUAAUAUGUAAUACAACACAUUCACCAUCAAUAUGUGUAUGUCAAUAUCAUUAUCGAUAUUAUCCAUUCGAACAUAAAUGUCGUGGUGAUCCAGGUGCGAUUUGUGAGCAAACAACAGCUGAAUGUAUUGAUAAUGCUGAAUGUCGUGAUGGUGUAUGUGAAUGUGCAUUUCAAUUUAUAUCCGAUAGAAAUAAAAUAUGUGUUGAUCCAUGUCCUAAAAUAGCACCAAAUCCAGUUCGAAUUCGUUAUCCAGGUAAUUGUCGACGAUUUAUUGAUUGUCAACAAAGAUCGAAAAGUGAAUGUCCUGAAAUGACAAUAUUUAAUUUUCGUACGCAACUUUGUGACUAUCCCAAGAAUGUAUUAGAUUGUUAA